AACAGCUGCAAGCACACCUUGAAGACAAUACUACCCCUACAGUCAUGAUUAGUAACAACCUACCUGACAAAGAUACUUUCCAGCUAAAUGAGGAUAUGAUAGAAGAUAUCAAGCAGUUGAUAUCAAAUAUUCACCCUUUUUCAAUAAUAGACCUAACAACAAAGGACAAGCUAGUUUUUAUAGAAAACAAAGAAAUUAACUUAGCACUGCACUCAAUUCAUAACCAACCUAUCAACGUAUUGCUAUCGAUUAUAGGACUUCUAGCAGCUAUUAAGGAACAAACUUAUAUAACCAUCAAUAUCCCAUUUGUACUAUAG
This is a messenger RNA of Acaulospora morrowiae, 317 nucleotides long. Lineage: Eukaryota; Fungi; Glomeromycota; Glomeromycetes; Diversisporales; Acaulosporaceae. The record is from the annotation of a GenBank genome assembly.